This is a messenger RNA of Cheilinus undulatus (humphead wrasse), 2907 nucleotides long. It is a transcript of the gene jazf1b, whose product is annotated as JAZF zinc finger 1b. The record is from RefSeq and is a predicted model, not a curated record. Gene Ontology annotation, cellular component: nucleus. The transcript has 5 exons. Lineage: Eukaryota; Metazoa; Chordata; Actinopteri; Labriformes; Labridae. The coding region runs from base 14 to 745 and encodes 243 amino acids.
UGCAGCAGCGACCAUGACAGGCAUCGCCGCUGCUUCUUUCUUUUCCAACGCUUGUAGGUUCGGGGGCUGCGGACUUCACUUCGACUCUCUGGCCGAGCUCAUCGUGCACAUCGAAGAUAACCACAUCGACACAGACCCCCGUCUUCUGGAGAAGCAGGAGCAGCAGCAGCCAACAUAUGUUGCCCUCAGCUACAUCAACAGGUUUAUGACGGAGGCUGCACGACGAGAGCACGACACCCUAAAGAAGAAGGUGCAACCCAAGUUGUCCCUGUCUCUGACAUGCAGUCUGUCCCGCAGCAGUGUUUCCACUCCGCCCCGCCACACCAGUGGAAACCUCACCCCUCCAGUCACCCCACCCAUCACCCCUUCCUCUUCUUUCCGUAGCAGUACACCAACAGGUAGCGAGUGUGACGAGGAGGAGGUAGACUUUGAGGAGUCUGACAGCGAUGAGUCGUGGACCACAGAGAGCGCCAUAAGCUCUGAGUCUAUUCUCAGCUCCAUGUGCAUGAACGGAGGAGACGAGAAGCCUUUCGCCUGCCCAGUACCAGGCUGUAAAAAAAGAUACAAGAAUGUGAACGGGAUCAAGUAUCACGCCAAAAACGGCCACCGCACCCAGAUUAGGGUGCGCAAGCCUUUCAAGUGCCGGUGUGGGAAGAGCUACAAAACAUCUCAGGGUCUGCGCCACCACACCAUCAACUUCCACCCACCCAUCUCCACUGACGUCAUCAGGAAGAUGCAGCAGUAGAGACAGAGUGGGUGACCAGCAACAUCCCGAACAUCUGAACUCCACUGUCACCAGCAGCAGCUGCUCCUCUUUCCCCUGAUCCCGAAACUCUUUCUCUCUCCUUUUUCCCACUUUAUGACACUAUUUUGAUUGCAUGAUAUAAAUGUGUUUUUAUCAUUCACUUUUGUUUUAUUCAGAACGUUGAAUCUUUAUGUAGUUCACAGUUUUGUAUUUUGCACAUUUAAGCUUUCAUUUACCUGCAAAACGUUAUUGUUUAUUGCGUAAAACAGGGCACUUUAACUUUGCCUCUGUCUCAUUUAAUUACAACAUAAUUCCCUAAAAUGAUGGGAUGUUGUGUUAAACAUAAAAAACAGAAUUUGAUGAUUUGCACAGCAAGGAAAACCCAUAUUUGAUCUGAAAUCUACAACAUAUCAGAUGUUCAAACUAAGAAUUGUUCAUGUUUCUAUGUCCAAAUUGAAUUGGACUAAAAAGUGUUUAAAAAAAGGUCGAACAGGUAUCAUGUUCACUUUUAGCAACAUUUUAUAAGUGUUGAGGGAACUGAAGGGACCUGGUAUUGUAAUGUAGAAAGGGGAAUGUUGUCCAAGUGUAGGAAAUUUAUUGAAGAGGAUUAGAGCCAUUGAAAAAAAUGGGUUGAUUUUUUUUUCAACCUCUAAAAGAAAUGUCCAAAUUCUGAGAUUAAAAUAAGAAUACAGAGAUAAAAGUCAGAAUUCAAAGGGGGGAAAAAGUCAAAAUUCAGAGAAAAGGUGUUAUUCUGAGAUCAAUAUCAGAUUUCUGAACAAAUGACUAUUAUUAGAUCAAAGUCAGAAUUUGAGAUUGAAGUCAGAAUUCUAAGAAAAGACAGAAUUCAUUCAUAAAAAGUCAGAAUUCUGAGAAAAAGGGUCAUCAUUCUGAGAGGAGAUUAAGAAUUCACAGGGAAAAGUCAGGAUUCAGAGAAAAUAAGUCAUCAUUCUGAGAUCUGAGUCAUAAAAAGUCUGUCUUAGAUAUCAGAAUUAUGUCUUUGAAUUGGAAAAAAAACAUCACAAUUUUUUUUAAGUGGCUAUAAUCCUCUUUCAUAGAAAUUAGGUUAUUUGUUACAUAGGCAACCAGCUAGAGUCAUAUUUUAUAUGGCAUGAGAAAUCCAAGCUAACUAUUAGAUCUAACGCUGAUUGAUUUCUGAGACCUUUUCUUUCAUAUCACAAGUAUUACAAACCUCUUUAUUUCAUCUUUUUUACUGCCUACAUCAAUGUGUGAGCACCAAAGGAUGAUCUCAGGGGACGUUUGCAAGCAUUUCAGCUCCACAAUCCUGCCCAAGUGUUCUGAUCAUAAUGAGUGGCAUCAUGGGAACUCCUUGUGCCAUUCUUUCUAAUGUAUCUGGUCACUUUUCUGACAAUUCAAGACAUUUUCCCUCUCUAAUUUUUAGAGAGGGAUAGAAGCACUUUUUGUAACAAGUUGCCAACAAAUAAGCAUUUUAUUGCCACUAUCUCGUUUGAGUCGUAUGUUCUGUUACGACCAAAAUGAGUUGAAAGGCCUUCAGAGAAGUUUGAAAUGCUCCCAGGGAAGAUGUUCACCAAACCUCCAGCAUUUCCAGUAUUUUGAUAUUUCUGUAUGUACAGCUGUUGCCUUCAUUUGUAUACCAUUCCAAUCAUUGCAGGACUUUGUAUGGCUUCAUUUUGGCUUUCAGCUCAGCUGAAAGAGGACAUUAUACUAACAUCCCAGUAGAGAUUGUUUGCUGUCGUGGACUGAAGAAAAUGGGGUGACAUUUGCCUUGUAUUUAGCACAUUUUCACUCUUGGAGUCCUGAUUUUUUCUGCAGGAAACAUGCCCAGCUCUGACUGUGUGCCAUAAAAAUAUGUCAGCUAAAGAAAACAUUAAAGCUGGGACAACAUCUAAAAUAUCUACUGAGCCAUUGUUUAACAUCCUCACUGCAUGAUGUUUGUGUUAAGAAACUAUGGUCCAAAUGAGAAUUGUGACAGUAUUGUACUGCCAGUAUGGAGGAAAGUGUUUGCUAUAGUGUACAGUGAAUGUAUUGUGUUAAGUGCAUUAAAUUAUAUUUUCAUAUGUCUCUGAAGUGAAAGUGUAAAGUGUAUGGUGAGUCAGAACCAGAGAGAUUAUUGUUGUACUGUAUUUCUUUAAAAAGCUGCUUCAUGUAAACUUUUGUUACGUUUAGAAUAAAAUUUCCUCUGA